This is a messenger RNA of Lodderomyces theae, 663 nucleotides long. RefSeq names its product nicotinamidase (gene PNC1). Lineage: Eukaryota; Fungi; Ascomycota; Pichiomycetes; Serinales; Debaryomycetaceae. The record is from RefSeq and is a predicted model, not a curated record. The transcript has a single exon. The coding region runs from base 1 to 663 and encodes 220 amino acids.
AUGACAAAUCGAGCACUCGUAGUUGUCGACUUGCAAGAGGACUUCUUACCACCUAAUGGAUCCUUAGCGAUACCAGAUGGCAGACUGAUUGUCCAACCAAUCAUUGAGCUCGUCACCGGGACAAAUUUAAGUCAGUGGUCAUUGGUUGUCGCAACACAAGAUUGGCAUCCAGCCAACCACACCUCAUUUGCAUCACAACAUGGUGUAGAGCCACUUGCUGAAUUGGAGUUCAGACAUCCAAAUACAGGAGAGAUCAAGAAACAGUAUGUGUGGCCAGAUCAUUGCGUCCAAGGAAGUGCUGGCGCCAAAUUGGAACUGAAUUUUGCAAAAGCUUUUGCAGAGAUUAAAGGAGUGCCCACGGUAAAUGUAAAGAAGGGAUACUUGCAGGAUCGCGAAUAUUAUUCAUGUUUCCAAGACACAUGGGGCUUGCAUCAAACAGAAAUGAAGCGCACUCUUGUUGAGCAUGCUAUCGAUGAGGUUGUUUUUGUGGGACUUGCGUUUGAUUAUUGCGUGUUGAACUCAGCCAUUGAUUCAGCUGACUCGUUCAAGACUUAUGUGGUGGAGAGCUUGAGUAAGAGCGUCACUCCUGAGAAUGAUUCAAAAACAAAGGAGAUUUACAAGAGUUCAGGCGUGAGUGUUGUAAAGGAAAUACUGGAUAUAUAA